This is a messenger RNA of Acanthosepion pharaonis, 1428 nucleotides long. NCBI's taxonomy places the organism in Eukaryota, Metazoa, Mollusca, Cephalopoda, Sepiida, Sepiidae. The record is from the annotation of a GenBank genome assembly.
AUGUUUUUUUUUUUUUUUUUUUACUUUUUUCUUUUUCUCUCUCUCUUUUUCAUCUCUUUCCCAUUCUCAUUUUUUAUCUCUUUUCUUUUUUCCUCUUAUUCUUUUCUCACUUUUCUUUACUCUUUUUCUUCUUUCCUAUUUUUCUUUUUACUUUUAUCCUACUUUUUCUUUUCCUUUUCUCUCCUUUUCUUCUCUUCAUUUUCUACCCUUUUCACCUUUUUCUUCUUUUUUCCUCUCUUCUUUUUCUCCUAUUUCUUCUCUUCUUUUUACUCCUUUUUUCUCCUUUUUUCUUUUUUUUCAUUUUUAUUCCCUUCCCCUAUUUUAUUCUUUUUUCUCUUCUCCUUUCUUCUUCUCUUCUUUCUUCUUCUCUUUUCUCCUUUCUUCUUUUCUCCUUUCUUCUUUUCUCCUUUCUUCUUUUCUCCUUUCUUCUUUUCUCCUCCUUUCUCCUCCUUUCUUCUUUUGCACAUAUUAAGUAGUCUCUUCCCUCUUAUUUUGUUGAAAGCAUUUGGUUCAUAUCCAGCAAGUGUUCCACCGUCAAAACAUCUGUCCGUAUCAACCAGUGUUCUUUAUUACAAACGAAGCCCUGAAUUUUCUUCCACCGGAACUCUAAGCUCCAGCAACCGACCAGAAUCACUUCUUGCCCUCAACACCAUCCCCGAAAAACGUCGCUCUUUUCUAGCUCCAGCUACACCCCAGCGGCCCAAGAGUACAAUAGGACUCCACAUGUCCUCCUCAUCAGCGUCUGGUCCAGCUAAACCGCGAGAGAUGAGAACUCCCAGGAAACCCCGUCCAGCCAGUAUAGCAGGGACGAUGCCUGGCUUUGUCCCCUUGGAUGUCCCCAAAUCCAGCACACCAAGGAGUAAGAGUUCAGAAAGAAUCUCAAAAGCAGACAAGCCUCGGAAUCGGUCCUCUACAACAGAUUCAGCCAAAUCUGACAAACUCCCUCCCACUCUUCUUUCUCUCUGGCUAUCUUUAGCCAUCUCACUCCCUGUCUCUCUUCUCUCUGGCCACCUUAGCCAUCUCAUUCUGUGUCUCUACUCUCUCUGCCAUCUCCUCCCUGUCUCUCCUCCUCCUCUGGUCACCUUAGCCAUCUCACUCCCUGUCUCUCCUCACUCUGGUCACCUUAGCCAUCUCACUCCCUCCAUCUCUCUCCCUGUCUCUCCUCACUCUGGUCACCUUAGCCAUCUCACUCCCUGUCUCUCCUCCUCUGGUCACCUUAGCCAUCUCCUCCCUGUCUCUCCUCCUCUGGUCACCUUAGCCAUCUCACUCCUGUCUCUCCUCACUCUGGUCACCUUAGCCAUCUCCUCCCUGCCAUCUCUCCUCCUCCUGGUCACCUUAGCCAUCUCACUCCCUGUCUCUCCUCACUCUGGUCACCUUAGCCAUCUCCUCCCUGUCUCUCCUCUGUCUCUCCUCCUCUGGUCACCUUAG